UGGUGCGCUGCCCAAGGUCCACUUGCCACCACAGCUGCCACAUGGCCCUGCUGCCAGGGGGCGGGCGGGGCCUGGCUCUGCCAGCGGCUGGGCCCAUAUUAACCUGUUCUCCAGCCCGGGGCCCAGAGAGGCCUGCAGACUGGGAGGCAGAGGUGACAGAGGCAGCAGCAGAGCAGGAGACGCAGGUGAGAGGCUGCCGUCUGGCCUCCUGUUUCCUCUCCAGCCGGCAGGAGCAAAGGGGCCAAGCUUUCCCCAGGCCUGACCAGCCACCCACAGCCCCGCUCAGCUGAGAGGGCCUGCUGCUCCCUGACCCUCGCUGCGGAGCCAGAUCCUGGUGCUGCGGUGGCCACCGCUGGGCAUGGCCUAUCAGCUCCCUGCAGGGCCUGUGAAGUGGGGCCAGCAGGCUGCAGUGAAGAGGGUGCCCCCUUCCCGGCCCUGGCCCACCAAGCCGGGACCCAGCUUCCCUCACCCACACUUCUGGAUCCUGACGCCUCCUGAGUCUCCUUCUUGCCCGGUCCGAGCAGGAUCAUGGCCUUGAGAACAGGUGACCACGGUCAGGCUGCAACGAACGGGCUGAAGGAGAAGGUGCUGACGCUGGACACCAUGAACCCGUGUGUCCGGAAGGUGGAGUAUGCGGUACGAGGCCCAAUCGUGCUGCGGGCGCUGGAGCUGGAGCAGGAGCUGCGCCAGGGCGUAAAGAAGCCCUUCACUGAAGUCAUCCGAGCUAACAUCGGGGACGCACAGGCCAUGGGGCAGACGCCUAUCACCUUCCUGCGCCAGGUCCUGGCGCUCUGCGUCCACCCUGAUCUCCUGAACAGCCCUGACUUCCCCGACGACGCCAAGAGGAGGGCGGAGCGCAUCUUGCAGGCAUGUGGGGGCCACAGCCUGGGGGCCUACAGCAUCAGCUCUGGCACCCAGCUGAUCCGCGAGGACGUGGCGCGGUACAUUGAGCGGCGCGAUGGAGGCAUUCCCGCCGACCCCAAUAACAUCUUCCUGUCCACGGGGGCCAGCGACGCCAUCGUGACGUUGCUGAAGUUGCUGGUGGCCGGCGAGGGUCGCACGCGCACGGGCGUGCUCAUCCCCAUCCCUCAGUAUCCACUCUACUCCGCCGCGCUGGCCGAGCUCAGCGCGGUGCAGGUAGACUACUACCUGGACGAGGAGCGCGCCUGGGCGCUCGACGUGGCCGAGCUGCGGCGCGCGCUGCUCCAGGCGCGUGACCACUGUCGCCCCCGCGCGCUCUGCAUCAUCAACCCCGGCAACCCCACCGGGCAGGUGCAGACCCGCGAGUGCAUUGAGGCCGUGAUCCGCUUCGCCUUUGAGGAGGGGCUCUUCCUGUUGGCCGAUGAGGUGUACCAGGACAACGUGUACGCCGAGGGCUCGCAGUUCCACUCGUUCAAGAAGGUGCGGCUUCCGCGGCGGCUACGUGGAGCUGGUGAACAUGGACGCAGCGGUACAGCAGCAGAUGCAGAAGCUGCGGAGCGUGCGCCUGUGCCCGCCCACGCCGGGCCAGGUCCUGCUAGACGUGGCGGUCAGCCCGCCCGCGCCCUCCGACCCCUCCUUCGCGCAGUUCCAGGCGGAGAAGCGGGCGGUGCUGGCCGAGCUGGCGGCCAAGGCCAAGCUCACGGAGCAGGUCUUCAACGAGACUCCCGGCAUCCGCUGCAAUCCGGUGCAGGGAGCCAUGUACUCCUUCCCGCGCGUGCAGCUGCCCCCUCGCGCGGUGCAGCGCGCUCAGGAGCUGGGCCUGGCUCCCGACAUGUUCUUUUGCCUGCGCCUCCUGGAGGAGACCGGCAUCUGCGUGGUGCCUGGCAGCGGCUUCGGGCAGCGGGAAGGCACCUACCACUUCCGGAUGACCAUUCUGCCCCCCAUGGAGAAGCUGCGGCCCUUGCUGGAAACGCUGAGCCAGUUCCACGCCAAGUUCACCCGCGAGUACUCCUGAGGACACCGCUGGGGGCCAGGCUGGGCCGGCAGGGAGGACCCCGGGCGGACAGUGCUCAGGGUCCUGGGGUCUCUGGAGCGCUCUGGACUUGCUCCUGCUGCCUGUGUGGCUGGGCCCCUGCCUCUUUUCAGGCCCCUAAUAAAGCAGUGGGUUGGCUUGGCUGCUUGGAGGCUGUGUGCACACCUGUAUGCGCCUCCGCCGCCUUGUCCAUUCCUGACUGCCUUUCUGUGUGGGGUUCUGUGCAGGCCUGGGGGCCCGGGAGGAGUGGUCAGGGAGGGCUUCCAGGGGAGGUGACCUUCUUACAGGAUGGAUUUGGCGGGAUGGGGUGAGCACUGGGAAGCGGAGUGACCGUGAGAACUCAAAGGGGCAGUCUUGGUUCCUGUAAGUGGGCGCGGGCAGUGGUGCUGCCACUUUGGACAGCUGGAGGAGCGGUGGUGCUGGCCCAAGAGCAGGGACGGGAGGAAGAGCAAACUGGUCUCGCUUUGCCAUGUUGUGUGUGGUGUGUGACAUCCACGUGCAAAUGCAGUUCUUGGGCUGGGAAGCAGUGAGAGGGGAGGCCCCCUCCUGAGCUGGGGCACCCAAAGGCAAGUUUGGGGGAAGAGAGCACGGAAGAUGCUGAGGAAGAGGUGCCCUGUGGAGCUCUGGGCUGAAGGACCUGGGCUGGGGGCUGGCGGGCAGCCCUGUGUCGUUGACACUGGCACGCGAGGAUGUGCAUGCCAGACACUGUUGUGGAUCACUGCACAAAGGGUCCUCUCUGGUGGGCACUGUAGUCCCCAUUUCAUAGAUAAGGAAACCUGGGCCCCCAAAAUGUGUGGAAAUGAAAGGAAGCUCACUCCGCGUGGCCUCAGCAGCUGAUGGAAUGUCUUGGCUCAAGUGUCUGCAAGUUGGUCUAGGGGUUGGCAGGCCUCAGCGACCCACGGGCUUAGGGAGAGUGUUGGCCAAGGCCCCAGCUCCACUCUGGAUGCGGUUGUUAACCAUAGUCCCUGCUUCACUAUCUCCCCUGGGCCUCAGGUGCCCCACACAGCAAGGCUCUGGGCAGGAGAGGGCAGGGGAGGCGCAGGUUUCUCGUCGGGUGGACCCCGCCCCGCCCCGCCCCGCCCUGCCCCGCCCUCUCCAUGGCCAGCUGGGGUCAGGCUGGGGCCGGCGUGGACUGGCUCUCCUGGCCUCGUCGCUAGACACUAGAGGGCGUUUCGGGCAGCAGCCGGGUGCCUCCUUGGGCUGAAUGUGGGCUCAGGCCUUUCCCACGAACUUCCUGCCUUCCACG
Messenger RNA from Balaenoptera ricei (Rice's whale), 3200 nucleotides. It is a transcript of the gene GPT, whose product is annotated as glutamic--pyruvic transaminase. The transcript has 12 exons. The record is from RefSeq and is a predicted model, not a curated record. NCBI's taxonomy places the organism in Eukaryota, Metazoa, Chordata, Mammalia, Artiodactyla, Balaenopteridae. Gene Ontology annotation, molecular function: L-alanine:2-oxoglutarate transaminase activity; pyridoxal phosphate binding. Gene Ontology annotation, biological process: biosynthetic process. The coding region runs from base 529 to 2265 and encodes 578 amino acids.